AUGUCAUCAUUUGCUGUAGCACAUUCUAUGAUGAUGUCAUCAUUUGCUAUAGCACAUUCUAUGAUGAUGUCAUCAUUUGCUGUAGCACAUUCUAUGAUGAUGAUGUCAUCAUUUGCUAUAGCACAUUCUAUGAUGAUGUCAUCAUUUGCUGUAGCACAUUCUAUGAUGAUGUCAUCAUUUUCUGUUGCACAUUCUAUGAUGAUGUCAUCAUUUGCUGUAGCACAUUCUAUGAUGAUGUCAUCAUUUGCUGUAGCACAUUCUAUGAUGAUGUUAUCAUUUCCUGUAGCACAUUCUAUGAUGAUGUCAUCAUUUGCUGUAGCACAUUCUAUGAUUGUCAUUCUUUGCUGUAGCACAUUCUAUGAUGAUGUCAACGUUUGCUGUAGUGCCUUCUAUGAUGAUGUCGUCAUUGCUGUAGCACAUUCUAUGAUGAUGUCAUCAUUUGCUAUAGCACAUUCUAUGAUGAUGUCAUCAUUUGCUACAUACAUGAAACCUUUGAAGAGACCAGAAAACGCUGGCAUUGUUGAAGCAGGAAUGGUGGAUGUCAUUUUUCAUAAAAUUCCAGAAAUCCUUGAAAGUCAUAGACGAUUCCUACAGCAGCUGGAUGCUAGGAUAGACCAAUGGAAUGACAAACGCAGAGAUGGCGAUCUAAUUAUUGGUGAUCUUAUUAUAGCAUGUUUUACCAAACAACGCUUUUUAGAUGAUUAUUUAGCUUUUGUUGAUAACUACAGACAUUCAAAAGACUGCUUCAAAGAACUCAAAGAAAGCAAACCAAGUUUUCGUCAAUUCUUGGAGAACUGCAGUAGAAAGAACAAGUUUACAUUUGAUGAUAUGAUCAUCCAACCUGUACAAAGAAUACCCAGAUACGUACUGCUUAUUCAGGAUUUACUCAAACACACGUCAAGUGAUCACCCAGACUACACUAGCUUAAAAGAUGCACUGGAGAAAAUACAGAAACUGGCAAAGACAAUCAAUGAUGCAAAGAAUGUUGAAAAGAAUCUAGAAGUCUUACAAGAUAUUGACAGUAUGGUGGAAGGCAAUGCAGAUCUUGUCAUUCCAGGCAGAGAGUUUUUAAAACAAUUCCCUGUCAAUGAAAUGGUACAGAAAGCUAACCGAGAGGUAGUGCUAAAAAAGACCGACAGAGCUAUAUUUCUAUUUUCUGAUUUAUUAAUGUGUACAAGUGUGAAACGGAAAUCUGGACGAGCAUCAAUAUCAGUAUUCCAUCCCAAUCUUAUAAUGGAAGCGAGCAAGUACAAGUUGCUAUGGAAACAUCAUUUGGACGAUGUGGAAGUGGUCAAACCUACCCACUCUAACCGAAGAGCUAGCAUAGAAAGAUUGAUUAGCCAAUGGGAAGAAGACUUGAAUGUUUUGAAUCAGAUAAAUGAUCUGUCUGGAAAUCUGAAUCAUCCACAUGAGUCGUUGGAUGCGGCAUUGAAUGAGUUAAUGUCAAACAUCAACAAGAAAUUAACUGAGAAUAGAAUUCCUGUCAUGUCCCCUACUUUUCCUGCCAAAGAAGUUGAACUACAAGCAACAACACCUGAUGGUCUUGACAGCCAUAUUUUGGUCUUCACGGAUCUCAAUAUGAGAAUUACAUGGGAAAUGGACUUCAAUAAAGCCAAACAGAAACUAGCUGAUUCCAAAGAUACAUUUCCACCAAAAUUCCUGAAGCCAAUUCCCAUAUCGAAGACACGUAGUGGGAUGCAGUUUUCCUGUGCAAGCCCAGCACCUCCAGCAGGGCUUGAGGAACAGCGAGAGGUUUGGGUGUGCAAUAGUGAUGGGUACGUGGGGCAGGUGUGUCUUCUCAAACUAGCACCUAAACCUGAAGUAGAUGCCUGCAAGACGGUGUGUUCAGCACGAAUUCUGUGCAUUGCUCCAAUACCAGCUACACAGAGGAUACCAACCUUCCAUAGGAUACGAGAAGCCAAUCGGAACACAUCAGUACAGUCACCGAUUAGCAUAAACGUGAUAGACGAAGAUUGUAUCAUGACGUCACCACCCCAAAGAAAGAGAAACAAACAAGCUGCGUCAAUCAUAGCGUUUGAUUCGGAUAACUCUGAUGACGGGGCAACAAAAAACUACACUACUUUGCAGUAUGAUGAAGAAGACCUUAGUUCAGAUGAAGAUGAUGAUGGUGGACUGACUAUUCAUAAAAUAAAUGAUGUAUUGGAUGAUGACGAUGAUGAAGAUCCAGACAACUUGAAAGCAACAAUGUGGUUGGGUACAGAGGAUGGAUGUAUUCAUAUUUAUAUUUGCAAUAAUACUGUGAGGAAAGACAAAGCAGCCACGAAAAUCCAGCAUGCAGCUGCGGUACAGUGUAUCAUAUAUCUGGACAAUAAAGUAUUUGCAGCGCUGGCUAACGGCGAAUUAGUCAUGUACAGCAGACAACCAGGUUCACCAUGGGAUUUUGAUAAUCCCCAAACACUGACGAUGAGGAACAGUAACGCUCCAAUAACCAAGAUGGCUGCUGUGACAGGAAAACUUUGGUUCGGAAGACAAAAUUUGAUAACUGUUCUUGAUGCAAACUCAGUUAUGGUGGAGAAAGAGAUACAAGUUAGCAGUGAACAGAACCACAGUGUGCAAUGUAUGGUGACAUCAGGACUUGGCGUGUGGGUGUCACUUAGUCAACAAAGCAGCGCCGUUGUUAAAGUAUAUCAUGCCACAAACUACAGUAAUCUGAUGGACGUGGAUAUAACACAAGCCGUACAUAAAAUGCUGGCAGGUUCUGAUGCAAUAAUUCGUCAGCACAAAGCAGCGUGUCUUCGUAUAACUGCUCUCCUCAUGUGUAAGGACUUACUUUGGGUUGGAACAAGUGCUGGUGUCGUCCUCACGCUCCCCCUGCCAAAAAUUACAUCAACGUUGACCUCAUUGCAGGAUAUUCCUCCUGUCACAGGGUCAGGACAUGGACACACGGGACAUGUGCGAUUUCUGUCAGCAGUAGAAAUGUUAAAUGAUGAUGAUGACGAUGAAGACAGCCCACCUCAAAAGGUGAAAUUUCAGAGAAGGACUUCGGUGUCAGCCUUAAUGAUGCCCAAAAUGUUGGUCAUAAGCGGGGGUGACGGUUAUGAAGAUUUCUGUUCGACAUCAUCAAACGAAGCGGCAGGCAGGGACGACAGCACCAAUCAUUUACUACUAUGGAAGGUCUAGAGAUUGUACAUUGGAUUGUAUAUAUGGAAAGUAUAGAGAAUGGACAAUCACACCAUGAUUAAUUUCUGUGGCAAAUAUUAAUGCCAUUUUACUUUGGUGAAAGCUGUAGAAAACGCCAAGACCCCAUUGACUUCUAUGGAUUAAGGAAUGAUACAGGUAUAAACGAUAAUCAGUUAAUCAUACAGAACAUUGACCAAGGGAUAAUCUACCAUACUAUUAAUUUCUAUGGAAACAAAUAAAACAUACUACGGUAAUCUGAGAAAUAGGAAUA
Molecule: messenger RNA, 3412 nt
Organism: Saccoglossus kowalevskii
Lineage: Eukaryota; Metazoa; Hemichordata; Enteropneusta; Harrimaniidae
Biological process (GO): actin cytoskeleton organization
Molecular function (GO): guanyl-nucleotide exchange factor activity; protein binding
Source: RefSeq, a predicted model, not a curated record